Molecule: messenger RNA, 1017 nt
Organism: Cetraspora pellucida
Lineage: Eukaryota; Fungi; Glomeromycota; Glomeromycetes; Diversisporales; Gigasporaceae
Source: the annotation of a GenBank genome assembly
AUGAAAGAGCAGACCAGUGCUUAUUUUAGUGAUAUAGAUGCUGAAGAAAACUUUGAAGUUCAGUAUCAAGAAGAACUUGAGAAAAUCCAUAUGCUUAAAAAGCAAAUAGAACAGAUGCGUCGUAAUAUAAAUAAGGAAAGAAGCGAUAGUCAAAUUCAGAACAUAAACCUAAUAGCAAAAAAUCAAAUAAAAUCAACUGCCCAGAAUAAUGAGAAAUCAGCAAACAAAUUUAAUACGAAGCUGGUAACUCAAGGCAAUAUGAAAUUGGCAACAAAAUAUGGUACCAAGUAUUCUAUUAAACCUACAACUACUACUCAUGUGAAGUUGCCUAAGGACAAUUCUAAGUUAGUUGCUAAAAGACGAUCAGGUGAUAUAGACUGGUCUUCGAUAAAAGGAUAUAAUUACUAUAAAAUUCCAUGGAUUUUGCAUCUCAAACCAGAAGAAUAUUCUUCAUAUUUGGAUGCUUUAAGAAAUUGUGCACGCAAGAUUUUAAAACAUUGUGACGAUGCUACAUAUCAUUAUACAGAUCCAAAACUUAUUGAAUCUGUUAUUAAAAAGUUUAAGGAAAAUAAUCAAUUUUUUCCAAAAACAAUCAGUGACUGGAUGAUACGUGAAAUGUUGCAGCAGAUAAUUAAUAACUGUCAUGAAUAUUUACGCAAAUCUGUUCAAAACAAAUUAGCCAUAAAAGGAUCAAAGGGCAAACCAAAAAUGUUAGUCAAUGUACACAAAAGAAAAAAAAUUUUUUUAAGCGAAGGUGUUUCAAAUAACAAUAACAGUGAUGAUGGGCAUAUCCUAAGUAAUGACAAUAGGCAUAUCCUAAGUAAUGAUGAUGGGCAUAUCCUAAGUAAUGACAAUAGGCAUAUCCUAAGUAAUGAUGAUAGGCAUAUCCUAAGUAAUGACGAUGAGCAGAUUUCGAAUCAUGAUGAUGAGCAAAUCUCAUAUUACGAUGAUGAGCAAAUCUCAAACCACGAUGAUGAGCCAACCUUAAAUAACAACAAUGUCUCUAAUCCCGAUUAA